Molecule: messenger RNA, 1154 nt
Organism: Solanum verrucosum
Lineage: Eukaryota; Viridiplantae; Streptophyta; Magnoliopsida; Solanales; Solanaceae
Product: probable U3 small nucleolar RNA-associated protein 11
Exons: 8
Coding region: 96-785 (229 amino acids)
Biological process (GO): rRNA processing
Cellular component (GO): small-subunit processome; nucleolus
Source: RefSeq, a predicted model, not a curated record
UCCUGUAGAUUUGCUUUUUGCUGUCUGUGAAGAAAGGUGAAAUUUUUUGAAGAAUUUUCGUUGUUGUUGCUUUCAGUGAAUUAAUCAAUUGUAAAAUGUCGUCGUUCAAGAAUGCAAUUCCUAGACGAGCUCAUAAGGAGCGAGCUCAACCACAAGCAAGGAAAAAAUUCGGGUUGCUUGAGAAACACAAAGAUUAUGUGGUACGGGCGACAGCAUUCCACAAAAAGGAGCAGGCUUUACAGAAACUCAAGGAAAAAGCAGCAUUUCGAAAUCCAGAUGAGUUCUACUUCAAGAUGGUUAAAACAAAAACUGUUGAUGGAGUGCACAAAUUGGAGAGCCAAGCAAAUAAAUACACUCCAGAGGAACUCAUGUUAAUGAAGACUCAGGAUAUAGGCUAUAUUUUGCAGAAAGUUCAGAGUGAGAAAAAGAAAAUCGAGAAGUUAACCGCCAUGCUGCACUCGCUUGAUAAUCAGCCAUCAAACAAACGUGUCUAUUAUGCUGAAGACAGGGAAGAAGCAGAAGAGCUAGCGUCUAAAGCUUCAGAACGUAGUAAUCUGGCUGCUUCUGGGAACUUGCCUAGCAGUAUUAGAAGGAAGACAGCUACAUCUUAUAGAGAGUUGGAAGCAAGAAAGAGCAGAGUGAGAGAUUUAGAGAAAGUAUACAUGGAUAUGACAAUGCAGAAAGAAUUACAGAAAUCAGGAAGGAAACGUAAACUUCGUGAAGAAGAGCUUGUUAACCCAACAACCAAACCUGUCUACAAGUGGAGACAAGAACGUAAACGAUGAGAAUUUCUAUGUUAUAAUACAAGCAUAAGUUUUUUGAAUGGUCAUAUCAAGAACUCAGGUGAAAGUUGGUAGAACAGCUGCCUAGUUGGCUUCAUCACAUAUUGAAGCUCUACAAUAUUACGAGUUGCUUUUGUCGGGGUGAAAUCUUAGAAUGGAACUCAUGCAUCAUUCCCUUCGAGGAAUCAGAAGUGGAUGGCUGUUUUUAUCAUGAACCAUAUUGUUGAACAUGUUAAAAAUUUCUAUAGAAUGUUAAAGAUUAUUUGCAAUUCCAGCUGAUGCUUAAGAGGCUCUGGAUGUGUUGUGUACUGACAAUCAAUUGUUAGAAUGGAAAACAUUUAAACAGUGAAACAAUGACUAUUUAAGUUUCUU